This is a messenger RNA of Pomacea canaliculata, 9082 nucleotides long. RefSeq names its product nuclear pore complex protein Nup153-like. Gene Ontology annotation, cellular component: nuclear pore. The transcript is spliced from 25 exons. Gene Ontology annotation, molecular function: structural constituent of nuclear pore. The record is from RefSeq and is a predicted model, not a curated record. Gene Ontology annotation, biological process: RNA export from nucleus; protein import into nucleus. Lineage: Eukaryota; Metazoa; Mollusca; Gastropoda; Architaenioglossa; Ampullariidae. The coding region runs from base 206 to 5167 and encodes 1653 amino acids.
UUCAAAUUGUGAGCAGGAGUAUAUUUAGGAACCAGGACUGCAUGCACUAUGACAGUAUUUAAAAUAAUAACAACACAGACAGCCACCAGUAUUUCUUGGUCUCGUAUACAUCCACAGGAGACGUCGCUCUCACCACUCCUGGAAAAGAUUGCCCGUUCAUCCUGUUCAUAGGAGUACGCACCCGGUUACGGACAGCACAAGGGUAAUGAAGCCUCGCUGUUUAGAACCGAGGUUCAUAAUAGGAAUGGAACGGAAUCCAUGCACGUUCUGCUCGAAGCGACCUAGACAAAGAAGACAACUGUCAGUGGAAGAACAGAGAGCACGAGGUUGUGCGAUGGCAUCUGCAGGAGGAGGUGCAAUAAGGAAUAAGCGAGGACAUUCGACGUCCAAACCUUACGAGCGGAAGAAGUCCUUGUUCCGACGCCUGACUGACUCCUUUAAAGAUGUCUUCAAUCCAUCCUGGCUUCAACUGAGAACAGAAAAAAAUGAUGCAAGUCGCGCCAUUGAACAUGAUGUUGCUGCCUCUUCUGAUGAGCACGAAGAUGUAUUUGUUAGCCCUGUCCAGUCACCUUCACAGUUACCAGGACAGCCACAAUUUAGCAAAACUGUGCAAGUGAUGGGGGACUCUCUAGAAGAAAAACAAAGUACACCAGUUGCCAAGGAGUGCAUUGCUUCUGUAACAAACACAGUCUCUACUGCUGGGCUGUGGCAGAUGCCAUGCCAUGAACCUGUUCAAGAAAACACACAGACUUCAAUGGCGCCACAUUUCCAAAGGGAUUCACUAUCAGGAAUGUUCCCUUCCUCGCACCAAGAGAAAAAUUCAUCAAUUUGGCAUAUAGGAAGACCUGUUUCUGAAACAAGGAAUGUAAACAAACUUACUGCAGCUCCUAUGGCAGGCGCAACAACGCCAGUCCACAAAAAGUUGCCGACAAUGGAGUCCAAAACAACUCAACCCCAUCUUGCCACCCUGCCUUUGACACAGUCAAGGUCAGAUCCUGUGGUUUGUGAAGGAAGUUUUUUGAGGUGUAACGAGUCAUUGACUGUUUCUACUGGAGUCAGUAUAUCCACACCGUCAAGUCCAUCUGCCCUUGGUGGUGAGAGGGCAGCAAAACGACAGCGACUUUGGUGCCCAGAAAGUUCCCGAAGAGGCAGCUCUUUGCAGCCAGCUUUGAAUGAAACUCCUUCUUUCAAAGUUUCUGUAUUUUGCAGCCCAAGUUUGAAUGAUUCUGUUCAUGAGUCGCCUUUCUACGCUGGGAGAACUACGUUUGGUGGAGCCUCUGCAUACAGCAGGAGGAACCUAAACACUUCUGUUUAUCAGACAUCACUUCCAAUCAGAAAGAGUGUAAAGCCCAAGCCUUUAAACACUUCUGGAAAUGCAGUUUUAAGCUCUUCUGCAACGCAGAUUUUAAAAACAUUGGAGCGACUAUCGAGUGCUAAGAAAACUGGAAGCAACGUAGUAGAAUCAGAUUCUUUGUUGUCGUUUACGCCCUCGGCAUACAGGAAGACCCCCAGGUUACUGUCAACAAAUUUGCCUUCUCGCUCACUUGAGUUGCCUUUGCGUGGUCCCCCUACUUCUAAAAUGUCAUUACUGACAUCGGCAUGCAUUGCUAAAAAUCGCCAAGCAACAACUGUCAGCUCUAUGCUAACCAGGAGGGCAGAGCGUUCAGUAUCUACAAGUGAAGGAGAUGGUGUAGAGGAAGCAUCAGAAAGGGCAAGGCAAACUGAAACCAGUGAAGAUAUAUUUGGUGGCUUGUCAUCAGACUCUGGCAGCAGAAAAAUGAGACGUACCAAAACAUAUGAAAUGCACCAGAAAAUCCAGAAAGAUGAUGAUGUGCCAGCAGAAGUUCCAGCUUUGCGGACAGAUUUCACUUUACCUGUUGGAGCAAUGCCAUCUUUCAAUUUUGGGUCACCUUACUCCACAUCUGCUUCGUCCAAUAUUCUGUCUUCUUCAACAUCGACGUCCAUCACAGCAAAGAAGACAAAUGCUAUGAGCCCACCUCUACAAUUUACCUUUUCAUCCCCUAUUCAGAAGUCAGAACCAGGUGGAAGCCCAGCAGGAGCAACCCCAGAGUAUUCAGGACAGGUUUAUAAAACAAGCAAUAAUGUGCUAAUGCACGCUUGGUCUCUUUCAGCGAUUCCAGUUCAGCACCCUUUGAAGGUGGCACAGAGUUUACCACCAUCACUGGACAAGUCACCUGUUGGUAAGCAGCUGAACUUUCCAUCCUCAUCUGCAGGCUCAAUGCCUACUUUUGGCAACGUCAACACUGCUCCAAAGACAAAGUGUUUUUCUGUUGAUGCUGUUCCUAAAAUGGCCUCAGCUACUGGUAUGUUUGAAACUGCCGCUUCCUCUGGGUUUGGAAGUUUUAAAGCAGCUUCUCAGCUAAAGCAAGGCAGUGUUAUGGAUAUCCUAGGAGCCAGUGGGACCAGCAACAGUUCCAUGGCUUCAGCUUCAGGUUUUGGUGGCCCCAUCAAGCCAGCCUCACAGCUGUCUUCUGGCAGUGUCAUGGAUGUUCUUCGGGGUGGUAAGAGUGAAGCAUCAGCUGCUGCAUCACCUGCUUCUUCUGGUGUCAAGGCUGUUCCUAAAUCGAAACAAGAAACUGUGAUAGCAGAACAGAAGAAAGACUUGGGAUCUCAACCAGGGGAUGGUGAAGACCUGAUGGCAAAGUUCAGACCACCACCAGGAUCAUGGGAGUGUGAAACCUGCUGUAUACAGAAUGACUCCAAGGCCAUCAAGUGUGCUGCAUGUGACACUGCUAAAGCUGGCAUUAGCAAUUUAGCACCAGGAUCAAAGUCAAGUGCAUCAUCCUCUGGUCCAACAGGAAAUGCUGACAGCCUUUUUGCCAAAUUUGCACCAAGUCCUGGUACAUGGGAAUGUGAUGCCUGCAUGCUGUCAAACAAGGCUGAGGCUACUAAAUGCGUUGCCUGUGAGACCCCUAAACCUGGAACUCCAUCUGCUGCCCCAUCUUCCCAAACAGAUCUGUUUGCCAAGUUCCGCAAACCUGCAGACAGUUGGGAGUGUGAUAUUUGCUCGGUACAAAACAAAGGAAGCAGUAAUCAAUGCAUAGCAUGUGAGUCUUCUCGACUUGGCACAUCUUCACCUGGAAUCAAAUUUGGCAACACUCAACCAACAUCGAGUAGUGUAGGUGUAACAAUUGGAGUUUCUGGAGGCAUCACCUUCGAUUUUGGAACUUCAGCAGCUAGCACUUCGUCACCAUUCUUGACAGGGGGAUCCACCAAUAAAGACUCAGCUAGCACCAGCUCUGUCUUCACAGCUUUAGGCAACUCCAAUCAAGAAAGUGGCAUCAGUUUUGGUGCUGCAGGUACCUCUUCUUCCACAGCAAAAACUGGAUUUAAGUUUGGUGUAACUUCAGCCACAGCAAGCACAGCUGUUCCUUUUGGUACAGGGUUAAAGUUGAGCAGCAACACCAGUGUACCCCCAUCUGCAGACAAAGACUCUACAGCUGGCAUAAAGGUCAGCUUUACCGAUUCAUCUAACAAUGCAGGCUCAUCAACAUCCUUUGCUGGAGGGUUUUCUCCUGCUGUGCGUGCACAGGCUUCAAAUGGCACCCAGCCACCACCAAAUGUUAACUUUACCUUCUGUGUCUCAAGCACUGAGUCUUCUACAGCUCCUUCAGGAUCAUCUGCUGCCUGUUCUCUUUUAUCCCCAGCCUUCAGUGGAAGCGCAGGAGGGUCUGCACUUGAUUCUCAGACCACAUCACUGAGCAGUGCCACUGCUGCCCAGGGUUCAAUUGAAGGUGAUAAAGUUAAUUUUUCUAAUAGUGCUAAGAAGGAGGACAGUGUGCUGGCUUCACCUACCACUUCCUUUAAACCAUUGUUUGGGCAGCCUGCCAACAGUUUUGCUGUAGGUGCUGGUCAAUCUUCAGCUGCUGCAGAGUCAGUGACAUCUCAUGUUGGUUUUCAUUUUGGUGUGCCUACGAAAACAGAGGGGGCUGGUUCAUCUGGGUUUGGUGCCAAAACAGGAACACAAGCUUCUGAACAUCCUUUACCAGCAAAUAAUAGAUUUUUUGAUCAAAACAAAAGUGCAACAACCUCUGGCUUUGGGGUUCAGCAGCCUGCAGACUCAAACAAUGGCGCUGCCUCUGAAUUGGAUCAGUUUACUGCACCAUCCGCCCCAGCCAGUGAUAGUAAGGAACCUUCAGGGCUGACAUUCUCAUCGAUUCCCUCAGGGUUUGUGUUAGGUCCCAGCUCUACUUCCACAAACACCACUCCUUCAUUCUCAUUUGGAUUACCUUUACAGGUCACCAAUUCCUCAGGCCUUGCUAGUGGUGUGUCAUCUCAACAAAUGCCCAAAGUAGAUUUUUCUGGUAACAAGCCUGCAGUUAAUGGCGAGGCCUGGGGUACCUCAGAAGGGUUUAAAUUUGGGCAGCCAUCUCACAGUUCAGCAUCAGGAUUUACUUUUGGAAUACCACAGCCUAAAGGAGAGAAUCCUGUCGUGCAAUCUAAACCUGUAUUGGGAUUUGGCUUUGACGCAAAUGCUGUGUCAAAAACAGAAUCUUCUAAAAGAGGUUUGGAUAAAGAUGAGGGCCCUAUCAACAAAAAGAAAGUGCUAGAUUUUGCGACUGGGCCUAGCGGUGCUGUGGAACCUUUUAAGCAAAACAAUGCAAACCCAACAACAGCGAGCAGCACUUCAAACGUCUUCAAUUUUGGACAGUCCUCAGAAGAUAAGCCUUCAUUGUUUGGCGCAGGUUUUCAGUUCAACACUGCUGCUCGGGAUGGUAGCUUCUCAUUCAACACCAGUCAUGGAAAUGCUUCAGGUAGCACAGGUCCUGUCUUUGGUGCUGGCCUGGCAGCUGGUAGUGUAGGCUCUGGAAAUGUUGCCACAGGACAGUUCGCUUUUAAUGCUGCUAAUGCCACCUUGCAAAAUAGUGCAGGUGCUGCUUCAUCAAUUAGUGGAGAUAAAACCAAAAGCUUUUCUUUUAACCCUGUGGGUGCCCCAUCAUUGUUUAACUUUGGAGCCAAUAGCAGCACUCCAUCUGCUGCUGUUUUUCAGUUUGGGGCUGCUGAGUCAGGGACAGCGUCCACUCUGUCUUCCCCUGCAGUGUUUGUGUUUGGGCAAAACAGUCAACCUGGAAAUGGCCAGCCAUCAUUUGGGGCUGGAGGUCCACAAAGGACGAUUAAAAGAGCACAUCGGCGAACACGAAAGUAGGCGGAGAUGAUUUGUUCCAGUUUUAUGUCAAAAACUUUCACAAGUGGAUUCAGCAUCAAAGAAUAGAUGAGCCUUCAGCAUCGAAAAUUACUUUAGUAUCUACGCAGUUGCUGGCCAAAACAUGUGCUCUGAAAAGUAGAACAUCCCUGGAUAUAAAUUUUGUUGAACCUUGAAUUAACCAGGUUUUUGCAUUUUGUUUUGACUUACAAGUAAGGUAUAAUGGAGAAAGGCUCAAAUUGUUGUACUCUGCUAUGUCACUCAUUUUCCCCACUUAUCUCUUCCCACUAUAAAUCUAUGAAAUCUGCAGAAAAGAAACAUUCUCUAAAAAUUGCUGAAGUUACAGGUUAAUAAGUUGGUCAUUUGCUAUAUGUGUCAGCUGAAUACAGUGUUAUUAUUUAUCAUGUCCUCUGUGAAGUUUCACUUCGAAAAGCUACAAAUUGCUUUAUUUAAUUAUUUUAAUAGCUGGCAUUCUUAGUGCAUAGUGGCUAGAAAAUCAUGGGAGUGUUCUGCUCUAGUAUAAGAUGGGUUAAGUCAAGUUUGAACUUAUGAACCGCAUUAUGAAUUUUUUUAAGUACCUAAGUGAUCUUUUAAUUACUAUCACUGAAAGCUAUAGCAAAUGAAACAGCAUCUGGUGUUUGUUAAUGAUUCACUGGAUGCUGCCUAAUUAGAAAUUCUUCUUUAAUGAUGUCACAGCAAAGGUCUUUUUUUUUAAAAAAACCAAAGUGAAAACUGCACUCUUCAAAGGCUUCUGUCUGACAGUUUGAACAGAUCCUUUGGCAUUAAUAUUAUUAUAAAUUAAACUGGCUUAUUUCAAAAGAAUCUUGGUGUAGUCACACAAAUUCAAAUUUCAUACUGAGGGGUCAGUGGACACAACUGGCCAUUUGUUAAAUGUGGCAAGUCUGCAGCAUCAUGAAAAAAAGGUAUAACAGCCAACGUUUUUUAAUAUUGAGAAAGAAAUUUUAGGUUCCAUCCAGCCUAUUUCAUGUCCAUUCUUUCUACCUGUUUUAUACAGUCAAAAUGAUUCGAAGAUAAUGCUUAGGAGCAGGACAGUCUUGGAUGAUUCAUGCUAAGGCACAAGUGUGCAUAGUUAACAGUGAAGCAAGCCUGUUCAGAGUGAGACUGCCAACAACACAAAUAAUAUGCUCAUGCUUUUUUUUUUAAGACAAAAAGUAAAAAUAUGGCUCCAUCAGAUUGCUUUACUUUUUGUUAAAAACUUCACAUCUGCAAUGAGGUCAUUGUGGGGCAAAGCAGUAUUGUGCAUCAGUUAUGCGUGGUCAUGUCCACCUAGCAUACUGUAGACUCAGACUGCAAGCAUAUGAAAUGCUAAACCCUGCAAUAAUUUGUGGUCUGUAAACCUACCUUUUCUAGUUUGAUGUCUACUCCCAGCGAACUGAGAGAAGCUCUUUGCACUUAAGAAAACAAAGUGAUGGCACACCUGUAAAUACCACUGUUUAAACGCUUGCUGCUACAGGUCAGAAUUAACAUAAAAACUGCUAGUCUUUUGACAACCAUUUCCUCACAUUGUAACAUUUAGGGAUACGUAAUUUGCUAUUAUAUUUUAAAGGAAGGACAUUGGUCAUGUGCAUUGGCAUUUUAACCUUUGAAGUUGUACAUUUCCUUUCUCUGGAUAGACUGAAGCCUUGAUUAAUGGGACAGUCCUUACCCAGUUCUGCUAAAAGCCAAGUGAAAAAAUAUUUCUUGGGAUAGAAACAACCAUAAUUUUGAUUAACAUCUUUUAACAUCCGCUAUGUAAAUCAAGAGUUGACAUGUAUAUAAACUUUUUCAUGUAGUGAUGUGUACUUUGAAAGGGUGGUUGUUAAAGACUAUACGUGAAAAGACAAUGGUAUUAUUUAAAUAAGUACAUUGUGCGUUGUGUCCCUUCACUUCUCUUAAGACCGAAAUGAAACUGUAAUUUUAAAAUAUGUUGAAAGUGCUCAGAUUUUUUUUAGUUCCCCUUCAAAGCUUAUUUUGUUGCUUUCAGUUUCAUUGCAUGUGUAUUUGUGUGCAUGACAUUUGCUCAUGGUUGAAAAAGAACUAAUUGAAAGGGCAAGCACCAUGAUCUCUUAAUGAUCAGUAGAAAUUGUAGAAAUGUUUAUUUCCCCCCCUCACCCCCUCCUGCUUCAAACAUACUGUUACAGCACUAAUUGUUAAAAGCACAGAUGUCAAAAUGCAGUACGUAAUGCUCUAUUUUUUUAAUUGUGGGCACAGGAGAGGUAUUUUUUUAAAAAGAAAUACAUUUGUGGUUUUAACAUUAGGCUUUUUGAUUCCCACCCACCCUUUUUUUUUUAUUUCCCUUAUUCGCUGAAAGCUACUAAAUUGUUUGAAGGUAUGUACAUACACAUCUGGGAGAGGCAAAGUAAGUUGAUACUGUUUGAGUCAUUAUAAAACUGAAUGUUUUGUAAUUUGUAUACGUUUACAGUUUGUCCUGAUAGAAAUGAUGACGACUUUUUCCCCUGAGGUAGGCAACAGCUUUGCUUUUCCUACAUAAUCGCAUUCCUCAAUUACGAACAUGGCUUUUGCUCCUGUAAUACUUAUACCCAUAUUUUUUACCUCUAGACUUGUCAGGGAUGAAGUUGUGCCUCAGCUGAGGUUGUGUGAAAAUGUUGGAAAGUGUGAUAUUCAGUAUGCUGUUGCUGCACGUUGCUAAAGAUUUGGUUUUGAAGGGGUUGUAAAGAAACCUAUAGUUGUAGGCUUGUAUAUAAGGGUACUUCGCUAGUAUCAUGGCUAUAAGCCCUCAUUAUUUUUUUUUUUUUUUUUUUUUUGAAAGGGGGUUGGAUGUUGAUAUUUUACACCCGUCACAUUUGAUUGCUUGCUUAACUACAGAUGCAAACCACCAGCAUUUUUGACCAUGGUGUGUUAACAUUCCAUCUACAGGAUUAUUAUCUAAGAUGGUUCAUUCAACCAGCAGUAUCUUUUUCCAUCUAGAAUUUUCCAUUGGUAAAUUUGAUUUAAGCCUUGUCUGUAACUGAACUUUCUGUCACAAAAAAGGAAAAGCUAGCAGGUUAGUAGCCUAGACAUUGUACUAGUUGUGCCACAUCUGUCCUGAAGAAGAUGGACUAGCAAAUGCCUUCUUUGCUACGCAUUGUUAGUGCCAGUUUAGAAGCACAUGUAGCAGCAGUUGUGAGUAAAUGUAUGUGAGACAGUGUGAAAGGGAUUAUUCUGCGAUCUGCCACAAAAAUCAUAAAGACUUUUAGAUGACUGUUCAUUUUUGAUAGAACUUGUUCAGUGUCCAGAUUAAAGCUUGCCUAACGUUUAAAAGAUUUAAGUUCUUUCGCCCAACCAUCCCUUCAUGUCUCCAUUAGCCAGCGCACAGUGUCCAGGGCUUUUCGUGUAGACCUUGAUUGACUUAAGUACUGUGAUAUGUGAUUGGCUUAUGCGGUCAUAUUUGUGACAGCUAUGGCAGAAUUUCACAAGCGUAAAAUAAAAACCCUGAUGGGUGCUUGGGCUGUAUCAGCCCUGUUUUCUCCAGGCGCUGUUUGCAUAGAAAUGUUAAAGCGGAUCUGAAAUGUUUAUAGAUCCACGAAAGAUCUUAUAUAUAUAAAUAUAUAGAGAUCCGUUUUCAGUUUUUCCUAAUGUGUUUUUCUUUAGGUUUGCAAUCAUUUUGUCACUUGGCUUCCUCCUCCCAGGGCAUUUUUGCCAAACAGCCCUGGAGAAACAAUUUGAAAGCACAUUAAAAACGUUUUGGCCUGCUUUUGAAUAGGAACUACAGGAGACUUGUUAUUUCGUACGAGAAUUUGUUGUAACUGUAAUUUUAGAAUGAGAGAAAUAUACAGAUAAAGUGACUUAAAUGUUAAAAUUGAGUGAGCGGAACAGGUGCUGUGAAAUUCUGCAGCUGACUGAAUUAUUUUUUCUUUAUUGGUGAAUGAAGUUUGAUUGUGGUACAUUUGUCAUAAAUAAAUUGGUACACAAGUUAAA